Cloeon dipterum is the source of this 629-nucleotide messenger RNA. It is a transcript of the gene LSm1, whose product is annotated as U6 snRNA-associated Sm-like protein LSm1. Gene Ontology annotation, biological process: deadenylation-dependent decapping of nuclear-transcribed mRNA. NCBI's taxonomy places the organism in Eukaryota, Metazoa, Arthropoda, Insecta, Ephemeroptera, Baetidae. Gene Ontology annotation, molecular function: RNA cap binding. The record is from RefSeq and is a predicted model, not a curated record. Bases 98 to 517 code for a protein of 139 amino acids. Gene Ontology annotation, cellular component: Lsm1-7-Pat1 complex; P-body. The transcript is spliced from 3 exons.
UGCUGGUGUUGCGGCCAGGUUGCGGCUAAGCGGAAUGUGAACAUCUCCUCACGUUUUUUCACUUUCUGAACCAAUUUCAACCUGUUUCAACCCUGCUAUGAACGACGGGAGCAACCCCACUUGCCCGCCGGGCACAGCCACUCUGCUGGAGGAAUUGGAUAAAAAGCUGAUGGUUUUGCUGCGAGACGGACGCACGCUAAUCGGCUACCUGCGUUCGGUGGACCAGUUCGCAAAUCUUGUGUUGCACAGAACGAUAGAGCGGAUACACGUUGGUAAAGAGUACGGUGACAUCGAGCGAGGUGUUUUUAUUGUGCGCGGCGAGAACGUCGUGCUUCUAGGCGAAAUUGACUCGGAGAAGGAGGCAAGUUUGCCCUUAAAGGAGAUUUCCGUGGACGAUAUUCUGGCCGCCCAGCGGCGAGAGCAGGAGGCAAAGAUUAUGAAGGAGAAAAUCGUGUCCACAGCUCUCAAGGACCGAGGCCUCAACAUGUCAUCUGAGCUAAUUACAGACGAAUUUUGAACAGACUUGAAAAUGAGAGUGAAUGUGUGGUGCGGAACGAAGUGUUUAAUUUGAAUUCUAUGGCUGGAGAGUUGGAUUGAAACUUAAAUUAAUUGACAUAAUAUACGAAAAA